AUGACCUCCUCCAAUCCCACCCUAAUCUUCUGCCCUGGGGCCUGGUACCCGCCCACAGCCUUUGAGCCCCUGGCUGCCCACUUCCCCGAUCACACCACCCAUACCGUCGCCUUCCCCUCAAUUCAACAGGCCACCAGCGUCCAAGACCUGCAGCCCGAUAUCAACGCACUCCGGACCCUAGUUGAGCAGGAAGCCAGCGCUGGCAAGGACGUCGUCAUCAUCUCGCACAGCUGGUCUGGACUGCCCGUGAAUAGCGCCUUGGAUGGCCUCAGUAAGAGCGAGCGACAAGCUGCUGGCGAGACCGGCGGGGUAGCCAAAUUGGUAUUUAUCUCGGCCUUCAUCCCCGACAUCGGCGAGAGCUUGAUCGGGGCCUUUGGUGGGGUUCCUCCUGACUGGUAUGACCGCGAUGAAUCCAACGGCACCGUCAGCGCCGUCGACCCCUACAGUCUCUUCUUCCACGACGUCCCCGACGGUGAACAAUGGGCCCAAACCCUUCGUCCGCACGCCUGGGCGACCAAGAACUCGCCCGCCACCAGCACCGCCUACACCCGCAUUCCCAGCACUUAUCUCCAAUGCGAAAAUGACCGUGCCAUCCCUCUCUUUGUCCAGCAGAUGAUGGUGGAGAAAGCGCGCGGAAAGGGCGCGGAAAUGACCACGGAGACCAUUGCCACGGGCCAUUCGCCAUGGCUGGUCGAUCCCGCGCCUGUGGCUGCUUUUGUGCAGCGGAGCCUG
Messenger RNA from Penicillium pulvis, 732 nucleotides. Its product is annotated as alpha/beta hydrolase. The record is from RefSeq and is a predicted model, not a curated record. The annotation marks the transcript as partial. NCBI's taxonomy places the organism in Eukaryota, Fungi, Ascomycota, Eurotiomycetes, Eurotiales, Aspergillaceae. The transcript is spliced from 2 exons.